Messenger RNA from Drosophila teissieri, 1457 nucleotides. Its product is annotated as NF-kappa-B-repressing factor. The transcript is spliced from 5 exons. The record is from RefSeq and is a predicted model, not a curated record. Lineage: Eukaryota; Metazoa; Arthropoda; Insecta; Diptera; Drosophilidae. The coding region runs from base 17 to 1354 and encodes 445 amino acids. Gene Ontology annotation, molecular function: nucleic acid binding.
UGCUUAUAUUAUCAAGAUGUCUGUUAAACCCAAGCGUCAGAAAAUUGAGAACGAAGACGAGGAGACUAAGCCAAAACAGAAGAAAGUCAAAGCCAAAAAACAGCAGGACGCCGGCUACGGAUCCGGAGAAUUUUCCUUGGACUGGGAUGUGGACAGCUACAAGACGGAGUACGAAAGUGAUGAGCACUGGGAUCUACGGCGCAGCUUUAUGCUGGCCCACAAGGAUCGUUUUGAGGAGGACCGGCUAGUGUGCCUGGCCCAAACGUUCGUCAACAUGGAGUUCAUGGGCUGCAAGUAUCCCAGCGCGACAAUGUUGUUGGUGGCCGAGUUGUCAAAGGAAAUUGCAGCGGACUUCCGUCAGAAACGAGAACAGCGCCUAAAACGCACCUUUGUCUCGGCAUCGGAUGCGGCGGAGCAGCGCGCCAAAGGGCGCCGGGCUGCACCCGUUCCCUCGGCGGGGUCCUCAAAAGAACGCCAGUGUUUUGGCGGCGGAGAUCCAGUCGAUCUCUAUCAAGAUCUGCGUUUCGGCCAGCUCAUUGUGUACUUGGCCGGGGGACGGAACUGCCUGCAAAACUCCUGCAACAUUGCGAAUGUCAAGUACGAAGAACGUGCCAGCCUAGAUCAGCCAGUUAGCGAUAAUACAAAAUACGCCGAAUUAUUAGUAAAUAAUGAGGUGAUAGCGACAGGACAGGGAGAGACCCUGAAGGCGGCCAAGCAAGCUGCCCAUAAGCAGGCGUUUAUGACGCUCCAGUCGCAUUGCUAUAGUAUAAAGCUGAAUGCCUCGCGCGACACCAUCAAGGUGGAGAAGAACAAAGACGGCGUCAACAUCAAUGUCACCAAGGAGUCCGCCGACAGUCAGUCCGAUCCCAAGUUGGACGCCAGCAACAAGGGAUAUCGCAUGAUGCGGCUGAUGGGCUGGACAGGCGGUGGCUUAGGGCGCCUGAAGCAGGGGCGUGAGGAUCCCGUAGGUUAUCUGCUAAAGAGCAAUCGCAAUGGCCUUGGAUUAACAAAUCCGAAUGGAAAUUUCGCAGAUUACCGCAGGCUUAUAGAAAACUAUGUGAGGUCGGACGACAUACGUGACAUGCAGUUUGAGCCCACGUUUUCUAAGGAAGAAAGAACUACGUUUCACCAAAUUGCCAGGCAAUUCGGCUUGCGUUCCAAUAGCUAUGGCAGUGGUGAGUCCCGGCGCUUGUUGAUCACCAAGAAGAUCAGCUAUGGCCAAAUACUGACCGAGGUCCUGUUACGACGCAACCCCAAGUUUUGUGAGCGUUACUUUGUGCACGUGCCCAUGCAGAAGGCUCACCUGUUUCCCGGUCAUGUGGCUGACCUGGAGUUGGAAAAUGUUGGCGAAUAGGCAGGACAGACAAUAUCUCAGCUCGUAGUACUCGUAUAAAAAGAUCUUCUCUAUUCUUAGUUUUAAUAUAAAGGAUGUAAAAUACAUGCAGAUUAUUUCUAAC